This is a messenger RNA of Bipolaris victoriae FI3, 2076 nucleotides long. RefSeq lists its product as hypothetical. Bases 1 to 2076 code for a protein of 691 amino acids. The record is from RefSeq and is a predicted model, not a curated record. The transcript has a single exon. Lineage: Eukaryota; Fungi; Ascomycota; Dothideomycetes; Pleosporales; Pleosporaceae.
AUGCAGUCCACGAACGAACCUAGCUCUCAUGAGCUAGGAGAAGCUGGUGAGAUUGCGAGACCUAGGGAAUCAAGCGGUUUCAUCCUCCACCGGGAGAUGCAAGAUUCGGUGGAUGAAUCAAACGGCAUUGCAAGCUGGGGUCACGAGCGCGGAGAAACGGUUGUGGCUGAACAGCAGCAACUUGAUGGGCUCGGUAAUGGCGGUGACCAGGAUGCUGCAAACUCAUUGGGCAGUGAUGCUAUCAAACUGGAGCCUGGUCAUUCGACAAACGAUCUCGAGCGGAUGGAUGUGGAUGAUGGGGAGAUUCAUUCAUCGACUCUUCCGCACGUGACUGGACCUGAGAAAGAGCCGCAUCAAGACCAUAUAGAGAAGAUGCGACUCGGCUUCGAAGGACAUGAACGCGUCAAGUAUCCUGGUUUCGUUGAAGGCCGAUAUGGACAGGAUCAUCCAUCCUUGAAUCCCACCAAAGCAACAGACUCUUGGCGCCAUAAAGAGACUGCCAAUUCAGGCUUCAAGGGCCAAACGACAGCAGAUAUGGAUGGGCUGCAGAGUUACCAAGACCACAGCUCUACUGAAUUUGUUCCACUCCCAUACACCACUCUAGACAUCCCUACAUCGUUUGAGCCCUCCAGUACUCCUGCUUCAUACAACCCACGCUUCCAGAACUACCCGCAGCAGCGGCCUUUUACCCAGCUCAACCAGUUCCCUUUCGACCCUAACUUUGAUCGCCAGCAGCAGUUCCAAAUCCAAGUCGACAACAGGAAACGCCAGAUGGAGAACGCACAAAAGGAGUACGAGCAGAAUCAGCGCCAGGCUCAACAAGCAAACAAUGACUUCAGCUUCUCUCAGAACCAGGCAGGUGUUCCAGCUUCAAUCCUCACGGGUCCAUUGAGCUACCAGCGAGCUCCUCAAAGCACGCAUCAAACUCUCCCGUUUGGAAACAACGGCACAAAAUAUCAGUCUCAAAUGCAGUCUGAGUUUCCAUACGAUCAAACGGCAUCGAAGCAGCCUCCUGCCUCGUACUCUGCGCAGAACCACGACACAUCCAGUCAGACCACCAAGUUUCGCAACCAGCUACAGAGUGCGUACACUGCACCAGAAACACAUGAACAAGACACCAAAGAAGAAGUCUCAUCGGACGAUGACGAACCCCUCAAAACCCGCCUAGCACGCCAACCAUCCGCAGCCCCAUCUCCUCAACCCCCCUCCCUCAUAAACUGGAAACUCCCAGCCUACGACAUCCACUUCUCCCCCUCCCCUCCCCCCGCCUCCACCUCCUCAUCCAAACCCAAACCCACAAAAGAUUCGUCCCUCCCCAUCGCAAAAAUCUCGCUACCGGGUCUAAUCCGCGAGCCCCUCGUCCUCUCCCCGGACCACACAGCCCAAGAACUCUCCCUUCUCACCAACAUCUUCCUACCAGGCCAGCAAGCGCUGGCAACACCAGACCCGGAGCCCGCACUUGCAGUGCUGAAUUUCCACAGCAUAGCCAUGAUGGUUGUGGAGGCGUACGUGCAGUUUGAGAUUGGGGAUGAGAUGGGGAGGGGUGGGCCGGCUUAUUUUUCAAAGUACUCCUCUUCUUCCUCGUCUGACGAGGAUGACGACGGAGGUGCAAAGGGUAAAGGAAAGGCCAAGGCUAAGGGUAAGAAGAAAGAAGAGAAGGAGUACGUCCGCAUCCGCUGCGCCCGCACCGCAAGCGUCGACGACAUCUUCUUCGCCGUCAUCGACCGGUGGCGUGCAGGCCUGGAAAGUAACAAGAAGGCUUUCAAGCUUAUACGUGGCAUUCAGGAGUUUGUGGAUGUGGCGUUGGAUGUUAUUUUUUGGAUCAAGGAGAAUGGGCUUUUGGUGGAGGAGGAGGAGGAGGUGGGUGGGAACGAGGGUGAGCAAAAGGGCAAGGGCAAGGCAAAGGCAAAGGAAGGUGCAAAAGAAGAAGGCAUCUCGGUGCUAACUGCUAGGAAGAAACCUGCGCCCAAGACCAAAGUUGAGAAGCAGCAGCAGAAGAAGAAGAAGAAAGAGGCGCCGGUGAAGAAGAGGAGGGUUCCGGUUACGCCUGGUGUUACGGUUGUGAGGAAGAAGUGA